AAAAGACUAGGCACUCACAGAAGCAUACUAGAAGGGGAACACCAAGGGCCGUGGGCCGUCUGACCUUACUACAUAAAUCUAAAUCUAAUCUAGAUCUGUUUGACUACUUUAUACUUCAAGGUCAUUUAGUGUUUUCGCGCAAGUAAAUGUAUAUAAGGUGGGAUGGUUAGAACUGUUUGCAUAAACAUGCAUGUGGCCAUACGACAUUUAGCUUUAAGUUUUACUAAGUCUGUUCAUGUAUCUAUAAUCUCAGGCCGACAUUGGUAAGAUUUUGCCUGAUAUUCAUGCUUGUGUCCAGCUCUUUAUGGUCACGCAUGCACUCAUCUAACUACACAAAAUUGUUGACUAAAGUAAUAGUUUUUUCAUAUAUUUCACUACGACUUUGGCCCAAAAACGGUGAAGCCACGGGUUGAACUAUUUUGCUGUCGAGCUAACCAGAUCCAAGGUAGUUACUAUCAGCUCUCACCAAUUUAGUGCAGUUUCACUUUUUCAUGAGAUAUGUAGUUUAGUGCUUGAAGUUUACUCGAACUAAAAGUCUUGGUCUCCACAUAUCCCUACGACUAUUAGUUCUUUGAUCGGUAUCUUGAAAUUUAUUCAGGUCAGUAGGUUGAUAUCUAUUAUUAGUUUCAUCUAAAUAUUUACUAUCAGCCAUAGAAGUCUACAAAAGUAUACGUUCAGACCGUAAUUGAACUUCUUCUCUUGAUUGAGUUUAUGGUUGGCAUCUCAUGAAGUACAUAAUGGUGAUUAUCGACUAAUCCUUGUUGAUUGACUCAUGUAUGUGGAGCUGCUGUAGCUAGCAGAUUUGGUUUAGAAUCAAUGAAAACUUGAUCACGUUUUCUAUUUGGCCCUGGAACUCGUGACACUUUGCUGUACAUUCCGUAUCUCUUGUGACUGCUGAGCUAUAAACCAUGUACAAGGUCGUAAAACCUUUCCAAGCAGCAGGAUUUUACUGUUCAAACUUGACAACAAAGUAUAACCAGUCAUCCUAUUGCCUUCAAGAACUGUUUGCGAAUCCUCAAAUCCACAACCUUUUACGUCUGAUCACUUGCAUAGAUUCAAACACAGUUCACCAACGACGCUAUAGAAGAGCUGGGAAGGAAAGUAUUAAACUUCUUAAUGAUGCCGAACUAAAUAUAGUCAAAAAAUAUACUGCCGCUUUUACGGAACAAAAGUUGCAGAUGCCACCUGUUUUAAACCCAAGAACCUCUGUAAAUAGCCAAAUAAUUUCUCGAGAUAGCGGUCUUCAAGGGAUUAUUCCGGGAAAUAUUAAAUUAGUUUUUACAGAUACCACACUAAAGCGUGACAGAAAGAACCGUCUCAUAGUAGUUAGAGAGUCAAAUGGUAACCUAAGACACGCAGACCUUUCUGAACGUGAUCGUAUUAACCAAGUUUACUUUCCUUUGUCUGGUCGGAAGUUAUUCAUUCCCAUGAUGUUUGAAGACAAGCAGUUAGAUGCACUUUUGGACCAAGGCUCAUUUUUGUAUAUUUUGGACAGAACAUGUGUUCAAUUCGAACCAGAUGACCCACAUUUUAGUCGAAUAUGCUAUCGUGUUUAUGAACGUGUGAACCAUUUAGCUUGGACUCCAUUUGAAAAAACUGCUGAAUCGAUAACCAACGGUCUAACCAACCCAUUGCUUCUACUACGACACACACGCUAUUACGGUCCCUUAGCUUUAUAUAUGAUUGCUCAAUUAGGUUCUCCUGGGCCACUUGUUUAUGAGACUCUUGCACAUCAACAUUACAAUCGCUUAGGUUGGGUACUUCGUUUAGUUUGUCUUCUUAGACCCUCUAGUCCUUUUGCCGUCCAUACAAAGUCAAAUGUCGAUUUAAUACCUCCGCCGAUACAGACUGUUUUAGACUACACAAAGGAUUUGUCCCAACAAAAUAUGAGUCCAUCCGAGAUUAGCAAGUUGCUGGAUUAUGUUGAACUUUUCAUCAAUCUGGAACCCUUAAGCAAAGACAAACAAGUCAUACUCAAUGAUUAUGUUCAACGAGCUCGAGAAGGUAUCAAAAUGAACAUAGAAACAAUGGAUAGUACUUAGUUAUUUUAUGUACAUAUGAUGUUAGUUUUGUUGUUAGAG
Schistosoma mattheei is the source of this 2081-nucleotide messenger RNA. The record is from the annotation of a GenBank genome assembly. NCBI's taxonomy places the organism in Eukaryota, Metazoa, Platyhelminthes, Trematoda, Strigeidida, Schistosomatidae.